CGCGAUGGAUCUCAAACAAGUGAAAGAGUGGGGCGUGUUAAUUUGCCACUGUUGAUAAUAAGAGCCACUUCGUGCGUCACGGUGCGCUCUCCACCCUGCACGUCAAUUGUUGGCAGUGCAGCAUGUGACGCUCCGUCCUGCACUGUCCUGUGAGCGCUCAGUCAGUACCACAGCCGCACACACACACACACACACACAUACACAUACUCGUGGUGGAUGUAUUCAUGCCUCUCUCCAGAUAUUCUCUGACAACUGCGAUCGCUUAAGCCCGGAUUUUACUGCUGCACAAGACUCACGGACUGAAGCCAAGAACUGAAAUCCAGCAAUCGCUCUUCAGCAUCGCUCUUCCUUUCAUCCCCACCUGACGUUUGGCCUCUGUCACUUCUUCCUGUCUCUCGCUCUCUGUUUCUCUCUCCACUCACCCCCACCCCCACCCCCCUCCUGACCCUCAGCCUCCCUGAUGCCUAAGAACAGCAAGGUGACACAGCGCGAGCAGAGCCAUGAGCACGUCACAGAGUCGGUGGCUGACCUGCUCGCACACGAGGAGCCCCUCGACUACAAGAGCAGCUCCCUGAAUGUCGGAGGGGCUGCGGGGAAGAAAGUCCCUCAGAUAGAGGUCCCUGAAAACGAUGGGCGACCCGCCUGGAACAGCAAACUGCAGUACAUCCUGGCCCAGGUGGGCUUCUCUGUGGGCCUGGGGAACGUGUGGCGCUUCCCUUACUUGUGCCAAAAGAAUGGAGGAGGCGCCUAUCUGGUUCCCUACUUCAUCCUCCUCCUCAUUAUUGGCAUCCCUCUCUUCUUCUUGGAGCUGGCAGUGGGUCAGAAGAUCAGGCGUGGAAGUAUCGGGGUGUGGAACUACGUCUGUCCCCGCCUGGGUGGAAUAGGAAUGUCAAGUCUGAUGGUGUGUGGCUUUGUGGGUCUCUACUAUAAUGUGAUCAUCGGUUGGAGCAUUUUCUACUUCUUCCAAUCCUUCCAGUAUCCUCUCCCAUGGAGUGACUGCCCAAUCAGAAAGAAUGGGACACUUGCCAUUGUGGAGCCAGAAUGUGACAAAAGCUCGGCUACGACCUAUUUCUGGUACCGGCAGACUCUGAACACGACCAGCACCAUCGCAGAGAGUGGCGGCCUCAACAUCAAAAUGACCCUGUCUCUGCUGAUAGCCUGGAUCAUUGUCUGCCUCGCCGUCAUUAAAGGAAUCGCUUCCUCUGGGAAGGUGAUGUACUUCAGUUCUCUUUUCCCCUACGUGGUGCUGUUCUGUUUCCUGGUCAGGGGUUUAAUGCUGAAGGGCUCCGUAGAUGGUAUCGCUCACAUGUUCACUCCCAAGUUGGAGAAGAUGCUGGAGCCGCAGGUGUGGAGGGAGGCCGCCACCCAGGUCUUCUUUGCCCUCGGUCUGGGUUUUGGAGGAGUCAUUGCCUUCUCCAGUUACAAUAAGAUUGACAACAACUGCCACUUUGAUGCCGUGCUCGUCUCUGUCAUCAACUUUUUGACCUCCAUUUUGGCCACACUGGUUGUGUUUGCUGUGUUGGGCUUCAAGGCCAACAUCAUGAAUGAAAAGUGUGUUGUGGAGAAUGCAGAAAAGAUCCUGGGAUACCUCAACUCCAACGUCCUGAGUCAUGAUCUUAUUCCUCCACAUGUGAACUUUUCCCAUCUCACCACGUCAGACUAUGCUGAGAUGUACGGGGUCAUUAAAACGGUCAAAGAGGACAGCUUUCCCCAGCUGGGUCUGGAGCCGUGUGUUCUGGAGGAUGAGCUGAACAAAGCUGUCCAGGGCACCGGCCUGGCCUUCAUCGCCUUCACAGAAGCCAUGACGCAUUUCCCAGCAUCUCCCUUCUGGUCAGUCAUGUUCUUCUUCAUGCUCAUCAACCUCGGUCUGGGCAGCAUGAUCGGCACCAUGACUGGCAUCACCACACCUGUCCUUGACGCCUACAAAGUCCAGAAGGAGCUUUUUACAGUGUGUUGCUGCAUCAUCGCUUUCUUAUGCGGCUUGUUGUUUGUUCAGCGGUCGGGAAAUUACUUUGUCACCAUGUUCGAUGAUUAUUCGGCUGGUCUGCCUCUCACUGUAGUGGUCAUCCUGGAAAAUCUGUCUGUUGCUUGGAUAUAUGGCACCAAAAGGUUCAUGCAGGACCUGGAGGACAUGUUAGGUUUCCGACCUUAUAUUAUCUAUUUCUACCUUUGGAAGUACGUCUCCCCUCUCUGUCUUAUCGUUCUCAUCUCGGCCACUGUCAUCGAGAUGGCCAUCAGCCCACCAGGAUACAACGCCUGGGUUCAAGAGCUGGCUCAGGAACGCUUCCAGAGCUAUCCUCCCUGGGCUCUGGCCAUGUGCUUCGCUCUUAUCAUUGUAGCCAUGCUUCCGCUCCCUGUUGUCUUCAUCGCCCGACACUUCAACUUGAUGUCAGACGGCUCUAACAAGCUGUCUGUCUCUUACCGUAAAUCUAUGAUGAAGGACAUAUCCAACCUUGAGGAGCAGGAUGAGGCUAGAUUCAUCCUUGGAGGCAAACCAGGCGAGGCCCCAUCAUCAGGGCCAGCACGCAAACCCUUCCUGACACCUGGAGGAAACAAACCCAUGGACUCCCUGUCUCCAAACAUCUGCUAUGGUACUAGCUACCAAAAUGCUGCCAUAAGCCCCACCACACCAACUACACCAAGCACACCUCUCACACCAGAGUCUGACUCUUGACUGUUGCCCAGACUCCCCUCUGACCACCCCUGUAGCACAACUUUACCCAUGAGGUCUCCACUGGAGCUCAGCGCAGCUCCAGGAAUCCUCACCACUGCCCUGCUAACGCCACAAAACUGUACGUAGCCAUCCAGUUUAUGAGCACAUGCUUCCAAAAUAACACGAAGGAACUUCAUGAGAAGAUUUCCAGAAUGUUUCCGAGCAUCUGGAAGUUAGAAAACAGGAAAAAAGGGACGCAUUUCACUCCUUUACAAUAAACGAAACUCUGGAACCAGGUUGAGAUUAACAGUGACACACUACAUCUGUAAAUAUUUAAAAACAUCAGGUUUAUGUGCUCAGAAUGAAGUUCUGUUAUCUGAUUUUCUUUGUCUUAGUUUAAGGAUCCCCUAGCAGACACCGACCCCAUAGUAUAACGAAAACGUCUGCACAGUGCAGGUAGUGUGAAAGAAUGAAUGUAGUAGAGUUUGUGAGGUUCUGCUGGUUUCCUAUGUAGCAAUAAUGGGUGUCAAAGCCAUGUACCACUUAAUACACAGCAAGUUUUCUUUAUAUUAGAUGUUAUGCAGUCGACAAGGUGCAGCUGAAAAGUUCCAAAACCACACACGAUUCAGAUUUGGACAAAUUGUUCUUCAAGGUCAUGCUCAGCACAGCUGUGGGAAGUCCCAUUUUCACUCCACAGUGUGCACUGUGAAUUCAAGUCACAACUAAACUCUACUGUAACAUCCUGAAGUGUCUGAGGAAGACAUUCACAGCAAACCACCUGACCUGUGGUGUUUGCCACUGUGUGCUGGCACACAAGGAAUCAAAAAAAAACAAAAAACACUCGACUCUGUAUGUUUAAGAAAAUGACCUUAAAGGUGAGCACUUCCAAAUUAAGAUCAGGUAACGUUUUUGGCCACAGACUCGCAGCUCUGUUCUGAUGCCGUGAGAUUUGUUUUCAUAGGACUAUGCUUUGUAAAAUAUGCUAAGACAACUCUGAAGGCACCUGUUUAUGUUCCAAUCAGACCCCAACUCCACCUCCUCCUGUAAUUUGCGUGUAGAGUCUAUUGUUGUUCAUUUUGUAAAAACAAAAAAAGGUGUAAAAUCACAUUGUACAGUAUAGUUAUAGUAAUGUAACAUACCUUUAAGACUCUGGGUUUUAUUAACCGGGAGAUCAAACCACUGUUUCAUUAUCCAUCACUCUCACGUCUUCGUCUCUGUGCUGUAGAAACACACUCAUUUCAGUUUCUCCACCAAAGAAUUAAAAGUAAACAACAAAACACUUGAAAUCUGUUCCAGAAUAACAGACCUGUUACACUGGACUGCAGUAAAAGUGAACUACAACCCAAAACACAAGGCGGGCACGAAGCACGCAAAGUUUGCUUUUCUCCUCCUUCAAAAAAGCACAAAGGAGAUUUUGACUCACUGAGCACAAGCAGAUUAUUGGCUGUAACUGUCUCAAGCAUUGAUCCACAUUUUAAAAUUAACUCCUGCCGAGACACAUUAUGGGACACACAGCAAUAUAGAUCUAUAUUGGCGCACAAACUCUGUUAACUUUGAACAAAAAAAAAUGAACUUAAAAUAAGAAAAAUAGCUACGGACCAAAAGAUUAAAAAGCAAAAAUCCCAAUUCUGUGAACUUAUCAGCCGACCUGAUAGUGUGCACCUUUGAAAGCCUUAGUCUCCUCAUGCACAGACAGAAAUACACAUGCACACACAUACACACUGCUCUCUGUGUUACAGGCCCUGCCGUGGCGCAGCAGGGCUUACAGUGAUGGUCGCUGACUUGAGUUUAAACUGAGCACAUUUUAAUUCCUAUUUAAAGGAAUCUUUCAUUUAUUUUUUUAUCACAGUAUUUAAAGCCAUGGUGUUUAGGUAUAAAUGGACUAUAUUUAUAUUCCUGUAUAUUUGCUGUUACGUAGGCGUGAUGAAUUACAAAGAUUUAUCUUUUACAAGCGUUUAGUAUGUACACUGUGUAUUUUAAUCUUGUGUGACGCUUAGUGAGUCUGUACAUUUUAGGACUGUUUUGUAGUUUGUGCAGCUGAUUGUGGACAUGAAAAUGAUGCUGGACUGUGGAGCUGAUGUACGGUCUUGUUUAGUCGUGUGUGUCCACUUCAGGUUUAGUGGUCUAAUCGUUCACCACAAGAUGCUCUCAAAAUGUCCUGUUAGCCAACAGGUUCAUGAAAGACUGUCUCUAAAAUAUGUUUAGCGUAGAUGACACAGCAUGCUAACAUCCUGAGCAGAUAUCUUUCCAGAUGUGUACAAAACAUGCAAGCACUUUUUUUUAGGUUGAAAAGAUGGUUGAACCACUCUGAGGUCACCCAUUGAUUUUGGACUUUGUUCAACUUUUUAAGCCUCGGGUAUUUGGACAAGAGGGUGGCAUGCUAAGUUAUAAGCUAAAGUUAGGCAAGCUUGGUUAAAAAGCUGCAUUCAUAAUCUGUACAGCUUCAAUGCACAAUAAUAAAUACCUGCUAAUAAAGCUCAACAACAAGGUUCCAGAAAGUAAAUUUCUCCACAGGGAUUUUAAUUAUGAGCUAUAAUGUUUUAGCCUUCGAAAGCAGACUCACUACGAGCUAUGACAUAAUCAAACAAUGGUGCGACAAUCUGCUCCUGUGGAGCCCAAAAAGUCUGCAUGAGAUGGAAAAGAACUACACUACCCACAAUUCUAAAUUGAAAAAGUGACAUCUCUGAUUAUGGAGGUUGUUGUUACCAUGGAAAUGUUAAAACGAGCAAACAUCAGGUCAUUUAGUGAGCGGUGAUUACAGUCAUUAAUGAAGCACUGUAGCAUACUGAUAAGAUAUGAUUUACUCUGCUACACACAACACAAGCUGCUAAAUACGGCCAGCACUAUCAUACAACACUGUUGUUAACUAUAAACACUACAGCAAUGGAAAGGAUUACAUAUGAAAAGGCUAAAAGUCGUUCCCUGAGGAAUCUGGGAUUUGGAGUGAGUUAUGGGGAUGUGUAGUUCUUUCACCAUUAAGUACUUAUAUACAUAGUCUGGUACUUUUGUCCCGUUUUAUUUUUUCUUUGUACUACAAGGUUUAAAAAAAACACUCUAUUUUAACACUCUUUAUAUUAAGAUUUUCUGAAACAUUACUGAAGGAAACAAAUGGAAAAUUAACUUCUUAAACCAGAACCCUUAAAAAAGUUAGUGUUCACUAUUGAGCUGUGUUAAGAAAGGCCACACCCCUGACUCUAGUAUCCAGAUCUAUUAGAUUAAAAAACAUGUAGCCAACACAGAGUCAAUAAAAGGGAAAUUUAUCCAUAGAAGCAAAGAACAUUUUUAGUGCUUCAAAGGUUAGCAUCUUAACAUGGGAGCCUAUAGGGAUUGACUCACUUUUGGAGCCAGCCUCAAGUGGCCACUAGAGGAACUGCAAUCCUGGAGGUUGCUGUUUGGGUGGUCCACACCUUUGCAAAUUUAUUUAGGGGCAGGUGAAAAAGUGCUGAUUCAAAAACACAGCAUCCAACAAGAAGCAAGAUGACUAUUAUCAGCGUCCUCCAAAACAUCUCCAUCGACAUCAUUAAAAUAAAGUGUCGUUCAUACAGAGUAACGCAACAGGCAUCUCUGGGGUUUUUAUGCACUCAGAAGUAACAUUGAUGAAAUACUCACUUCUACCCACAUCAGAGACAGACAAACACUUUACUGGAAAAAUCAUAUAUAUAUUUACUGGAUGCAAUCUUUUUUGCAAAGAUUGCAUACAGUUUGGGGGGGGGAAACACAGACACAUGUAUCAGGAAUAUGCUGUGUUUUUUUCAACUGCUCUUGAUAUGAAAAAUACCGUUUCCUUUAACAGUGUAAGGAUUCAGAAAUGAAUGUAACACGGUAGGUUUGAUCCACAAAGUGGGAUUUUUUUUCUGUUUGAUUGGUUUUGUUUUUCUCUCUGAAUCAAACAUUUUCAGCUUCCAAGGACAUUUUUCAUCCAAAUGUGCAUGGAGAGACCUGAGCAAAGGGUUUGGCUAAUCCUCCUUUGGCAAUGUUUUUGCCCCCUGGUAGUAGCUCUAUGAACAGCAAGUUGUCACAGUCCAGGAAUUAGUUUUCUGCUGUGUAAUGAGUGGAUCACUAGUGUGGUUACAGAUGUUUUGUGUUUGGUGUGUGAGCCGUUUUAGUGUAAGAGUAUAUCACGCAGACAUCUCUGGUGUGUUCAUGUGUGUAAAUAAUGUUAUGUAACCAAACUAUUCUGGAGAUAGAUUUCAUUAAUGCGAUGUAGAUUAAUGUCUUAAAAGUUUUAGCAGUAAGUAUAACAAAAGUUUAGAAAUGAAUGUGAUCAAUGCACUUUUUUCACAAGACUGCAAAAAGCUAAAGUCUGUUUUCGUUGUCUUGUUUGCAGUACAUUUAAAAUUUGAUGAAAAGCAAUAUGAUGUUAUUUAAAUGACAGAAUAACUGUGGCUGAAAGCAAAUCCUGGCACACAAGUGUCUGUGAAAAGCAAUCCUUAGACAUAACCCCCAACACUGGUAUGUGUGUGUGUGAGAUGUGAGUUUGGCUUGGUGUGUGCAAGGCCUUAGUGAGCACACACUUCAAACACUAUACAGGAGACACAUGUCCCUUUACAGCUUCCCUCUCUUUCCUCUUUCAUUUUAUGAAUGUAUCAUACUGAGAAAUACUGUAAAAAUUGUGACCAUAAAAAAAUUAUUCUAAUAAAGAGUGGACAAGCUGC
Molecule: messenger RNA, 7308 nt
Organism: Pelmatolapia mariae (spotted tilapia)
Lineage: Eukaryota; Metazoa; Chordata; Actinopteri; Cichliformes; Cichlidae
Product: sodium-dependent neutral amino acid transporter SLC6A17-like
Exons: 12
Coding region: 461-2674 (737 amino acids)
Biological process (GO): proline transport; glycine transport; L-leucine transport
Cellular component (GO): plasma membrane; synaptic vesicle
Source: RefSeq, a predicted model, not a curated record